AUGAGUAGAUCCUUCACGCCUGAACAAGACACAGACUCAACGAGCAACGGACAGAAUAGCAGCCCAUCCAAACACAAUGCUAUGCUAGGAAAAACAAUCUUGCAUCCUAAGUCAACCAACUACGACGAAGGCAACGAGGAGGACUUCAAGACACCUCCAGCAAAGCGAGUCAAGCGGAGUACGGUCCAAUAUGAGAGUCCGAGGAAGAGAAACGUCGUACCAGACUCUGAUGCGGAUAGCGAAGAUGAGGUCUAUGAUGAAGAGCCACGGAGCAGACGAACAGAUCUCGAGUCUGCCCUCCCGCCCAUCGAGACAGACAAGGAAGCCAUCGAGGCCUACGAGGCUACAAGAGCAGCUGAACAAGCGGAACUGGGACUGAAAGAGCGGUUGGAUGGACGGAAGUGGGAAAGAGGGAUGACGUCGAUCUAUGUCGACGCCUUCAACCUUGCGCUCGAUACGGUGCUGGAAGACGAGAGCCACUUGUUUGACGAAGCGGAGCAUGCUGUCUUCAAGACAUGGCGCGACUUAUCAUACGAAGCGCAGUAUCUGUACGUGCGCCUGUUCUUACGAAAGACUUCGAGCUGGUUCCGGAUCAACAGACUGGGAUACCAUAGCGACAUUGCGGAUCUGCCGAAGGCCAUCUCAGACUUGCAAUUGGAGCGCGAUCUACCAAAACCAUCGUCGCAGGUCGAAAGGCACGCCGGCGAGUUCGAGACACCAGAGGGAACAACUCUUGGAUCGUCUUUUACCUUUGCGGAUCGAUCAGAGGACUGCAUCAGAGAUCUUGAAGAAGCUUCGUCGUUGCUGCUUUUGGAUGAACUGAAGGCGUUAGCAAAAGACUUCAAAGUCCAGGGAAAGAAUAAGAAGGAACUCUUGAGAGCGUUCCGGAGAACGAGCAGUACGCAGACCGGACUGGGCUUUGCGUCCUUGAAACGGUCAAACACCGAAGAGACCACUGCGUCGGAGGGUGUCGAGCAGGACAGCAGAGAAGCAACUCCAGCGAGAGGUGAGAAUCGCGAUGCCUACUUCGUCGGAAAGAUUAUGGCCGAGACAGGACCUUGUAUUCGUCUGUCGCUGUCAGUUCUGCGACUCUUCGAGAGAGUACACCUGGUGUUUUACCGGUCUACGGAGUGGACUGAGAAGUCGCUCACAACCAUCAUUCUGGCCCGCAUCGCACGGCGUAAUUUUCCGCAAUACAUUGUAUCGCGCUCAGCCAAUAUCUUCGCAUCACGUCCACUACUGCUGGAGUUUGAAGCGGCCAUCCGUACACAGUUCAAGGUCGACAAUAUUCUCGAGUUUAAUGGCACGCCGCGAAAGGAUGAUCUGCAAGUAAUUCUUGACAUUUUCAACGACGUGUACGACAGAUGGAAAGUCUUGCUGGCCGAAGAGCAGACGAAGGAAGACAGCAUUUACUGCACAGGCGAAGGCGCGUACCUACGCCGCCUCAGCCCUGCUUGGGUGUACACACGUAUUGUCCACAAAGGCGCCUUCGUGCUGGGCAAGUUCAAAGACCACAAGCGGGAGCACCAGAUCCUCAGCGAGCUUCUAGCACAAGGCCUAUUCCACACCAGCCGACGAGGCGACUGGUACCAGCGCAAAGCACUUCUGGAAGAACACUACAUGCACCUCCACCUCCCCUCGCCACCCGAAUGCAAAGAUGCCGAAAGCAAGAAGAAACACUGGCGUCGCAUCGCCCUUCAAACCUGCGAAACCGGCCUUCAAGACCAACUCACCCACCUCAUCUACCACCACGACCUCCAAAAGCGCACCACCAAACUCGAAAAAGCCCUCAAAAUCCCCAAACGCGAACAACACGAAUUCGCGCACGUCCGCCUCACCAAACCCGCCGAACGCACCUUCCACGGCAUCCGCAUCGAACGCGCCCCAACCCUCACCCGCUCCUCCUCCAACCCCACCUUCCGCCGCUCCAGCUCCCAACCACCCACCACGAACCGCGGCAGCAAAACCAUCUGGCUUGACCCCGCCUCCGCAGAAACCGACACCGAAUGCAGCGUCGAAGAGAUGUGCCUCUCCUCCUACCGCGCCCUGGGUUGGAAAGGCUACCACUGCGAAUCCGGCAUCCUGCGCACCCUCUUCGCCUACCUCUUCCUCGACAUCCUCUUCCUCUACAUCCCCAACGUCUUUCAAACAGAAUUCCAAACGUGUCCGUUGGACUUACACACGGAUGCGUUUUACCCGAGUCGCAUGAGCGAGGUGACUGCGCGCUUGAACGAGGUCUCGAACGGCGGGGCGGAAGGGUUGGUGCGGAGCGUCUGGGAGGAGCAUGCGGAGAGGAGGACGUGUGUGGUGGGGUUGGAUUGGGGGUUUGAGGUGCGGGAUUUGGUGGAGAUUUGUCGGGCGUGGGAGGGAGGGGCGUUGGCGAGUGCGAUGAAGGUGCUUGUGCAGGAGUAUGGGCAGAGAGGGGGCGGGGUGCCGGAUUUGUUUUUGUGGAGGACGGGGGAGGAUGAGGGUGAUGGAGAGGGCUCCGGAGAGUCUCGGUAUGUUGGAGUGGAAGGUGUGCAGAGAAAGGGAGAGGUGAUGUUCGCGGAGGUCAAGAGCGAGAAUGAUCGCCUGAGCGACACGCAGCGCAUGUGGAUUGAUGUGCUGUCGGGUGCUGGGAUACGGGUGGAGCUGUGCCAUGCUGCUGCCAGCGAAGUACGAGUCAAGACAUGA
Molecule: messenger RNA, 2673 nt
Organism: Saxophila tyrrhenica
Lineage: Eukaryota; Fungi; Ascomycota; Dothideomycetes; Mycosphaerellales; Extremaceae
Exons: 2
Coding region: 1-2673 (890 amino acids)
Biological process (GO): interstrand cross-link repair
Cellular component (GO): nucleus
Molecular function (GO): 5'-3' exonuclease activity; flap-structured DNA binding; 5'-flap endonuclease activity
Source: RefSeq, a predicted model, not a curated record